Carassius carassius (crucian carp) is the source of this 624-nucleotide messenger RNA. RefSeq names its product retinal cone rhodopsin-sensitive cGMP 3',5'-cyclic phosphodiesterase subunit gamma-like. Gene Ontology annotation, molecular function: 3',5'-cyclic-nucleotide phosphodiesterase activity; cGMP binding. NCBI's taxonomy places the organism in Eukaryota, Metazoa, Chordata, Actinopteri, Cypriniformes, Cyprinidae. Gene Ontology annotation, biological process: positive regulation of epidermal growth factor receptor signaling pathway; positive regulation of G protein-coupled receptor signaling pathway; visual perception. Gene Ontology annotation, cellular component: photoreceptor outer segment membrane. The coding region runs from base 116 to 343 and encodes 75 amino acids. The transcript is spliced from 3 exons. The record is from RefSeq and is a predicted model, not a curated record.
UCUGUGGGAGGAGCAGGAGAUUAGAUGAGCGCUAUAAAAGAGUCCAGCAGACACACUGGACACGAGCUGGACCUGAGAAACACAGAAGAAGAACCAGAAACUACAGCAGACGUAAAUGGCAGACAUGGAUGUCCCAACACCCGCUGAGAAGAGAGGUCCACCAAGGUUCAAGCAGAGGGCCGCUCGCACCUUCAAGAGCAAGGCUCCCAAACCCGGACAGAAAGGCUUCGGAGAUGACAUCCCUGGAAUGGAGGGUCUGGGCACAGACAUCACAGUGAUCUGCCCCUGGGAAGCUUACGGCGACAUGGAGCUUAGUGAUCUGGCUAAAUAUGGGAUCGUGUAGCCUCCUGCUCUCUUCCUGAGGUCAUCCAUCAUUGAGUACCACUAGUCUAUAGAAUCGUCUAUUUAUGCCAAGACUGAACCGGCAGCAGAUGCUCUCAGGCCAACACACAAAGAAGAUGGGAUGUGAUUAAUAGACUGGGGAAAAAAGGACAGCGUAACUCUUUCAUCACGAGGUCAGAGGUCUUCACUGGAGCUCUUAGCAGCAGGAAUCCAUCUCACAGCCAGAAAAUAUUAUUCUCUUUCCUAAUGUUGUAGAAAAAUAAAGAAAUAUGUUCAAAUCAA